AUGUCUUCCUCUAAUAAACUCAAUGGCACGGAUCGUCUCUCCAAACUGUUUGGAAAUAUCAUUGUGUCUGAUAGCAGUGAUAUACAGAGCAUGAAUUCUAUCUUCGGUGCCAUUAGGCGGGACCGUGAAGGCGCAACAGCAGCAGCUAACCCAUCGGCCCCUGGUACAGCACCCAUAGCCGAAGAAAGGAGGAAAGCUCUUGGAAGAAAGCAUGGUGGGAAUGUUGCGAUUGGUAGGGACAGUGGAAAGAUCUCGGCGCAAACAAAAGGCAAUAGAGAGCCUGCUACCAGAACCACGAAGAACAACAAGCUCAAGCCUUUUAAGGAUAGCGAUGCAGGAAAGAAUGAGACUGCUGGACCAGCACCAAGAGAAGUACUCCGGGAGAAGGUGAUCGCCCAAGAAUACUUCUCACCCCACAUCUUCGAGAUAAGACCUGUGAUAGGAGAAAAGCAGGUCGGUAUGUUUGCCACUUCAGACAUCGAAAAAGACACCGAGAUCCUCCGCGAAGCACCUGUCAUUCGCGGAGGCCCCACCUGGCCCGGACGCGAGGCAGCAUACAACAUGCUUUCCUCCUCUAAAAAGACAGCUGUUGAUUCUCUUUCCAGCAUGUGCAAUUGCGGGAAGAAACCCGAACUUUGUCUCGAGACUCCUCUCAUGAAACGAUGGGCUGUCAAUUCAUUUGAGAUGAAUCCUUUUCUCCAAGCUGGUGAUACAGCGAACAAUAAUCAUGUCUAUGACAAAGCAUGUCGAAUCAACCAUGCUUGCAUACCUAAUUGUUCUCGCGCUUUCAAUUCGGAACAUAGUAUUUCGAUCCGAGCUAUGGAGGAUAUCAAGAAAGGAGUGGAAAUCACCAUUAACUAUGGAGUCUAUGGUCCAGCCUCGUUUCGAGAAUCAAAUAUCGCUGAAAGAUGGAAAUUUACUUGUACAUGCAACGCAUGUGUCAAGAAGGGAUUCGUGCCAGAAACAGGGUACGAAGAAUACCAACACAACAAGAGACUUCUAUGUUUCCAGUUUCCUCACCUAGUUCCACUUGGCGCCGAGACAGCCGAAGAAGCGGCGACGUCCAAAGAGAUCAUCGAAUGGGCUGACGUGAUCGAAAAUGAUAUCCUCGAGGCCGAAGCAUAUUGGUAUGCGCAUACCGAUGAAUUAGUCCGCAAAGGGAUUACUCGACUUCGAUUCACCCUAGAGUGGACAGAUCUCAAUCAGUCACCGACGCGAAAUUUCUUGGUCAAUGGACAUGAAAGAUUUUUGAGAGAGGAUAACAGGUACACUCUCUCUGAUAAAGUCAUCAAACUGUACAUUUGGCGUGCUACCAAGGCUUUGCGGGCAGAGGUUGAUCGCUGCCAUCCCGUGUUCAUGAGAAAACAUUCAUAA
Messenger RNA from Botrytis fragariae, 1374 nucleotides. Its product is annotated as putative set domain-containing protein 5 protein. NCBI's taxonomy places the organism in Eukaryota, Fungi, Ascomycota, Leotiomycetes, Helotiales, Sclerotiniaceae. The transcript is spliced from 2 exons. The record is from RefSeq and is a predicted model, not a curated record. The coding region runs from base 1 to 1374 and encodes 457 amino acids. Gene Ontology annotation, molecular function: protein binding.